Messenger RNA from Cydia amplana, 1742 nucleotides. Its product is annotated as lipase 3-like. NCBI's taxonomy places the organism in Eukaryota, Metazoa, Arthropoda, Insecta, Lepidoptera, Tortricidae. The transcript has a single exon. Bases 218 to 1711 code for a protein of 497 amino acids. The record is from RefSeq and is a predicted model, not a curated record.
GAACCGGAUUUUUAUAUCUGUAGCUGGAACUUUAAAGACCAACAACUUUUGUUUAUUUAAAGAUAAAGUACGUGCGUAACUAAAAAAUGUGAGUGAUUAUUGCAGACACAAUAACUGAUAUCUCAUUACGUCUUGACCCCAGCUCCGGGUCAGAAGGAACUCGAUAUUACGGCAAGCGCUCUGUCCCUGGCUCAGUACGAGCUAAAAACUCAGCAACAUGCGGACCUCGCUCAUAUUAAGUGUAAUCGCCUACGCGACAAUAGUCAUGCCAGCCCCGAGUUUUAGCGAUUCCAUUUCAAACUUCUUCUCCGGUCAAUCCGAGAAGGCCACGAAAUUCUUUGAAGAGCAGAGACAAAAAAUGGAGAGAGCUUUCAACUCUAGUAUAGAGGAAGCGACAAAAAUGAAGGAUGCCGUUAACAACUACAUGGAAGAACAGCAGAAUAAGAUCAGCACUGACAUCAAUAACUACGUUGAAAGCGUGAAGGAGAGCGGAAGAAAAGUGGCAGAUUCCUGGUCCUACCUGCCAAGCGAAGAUAGUACAGCGCGUUUAAAAAACCCUGACAUCGUACUGUCGGUUCCUGCCACUGUCGCUCGCCAUGGAUACAAUUGCGAAACUCACACUGUGAUAUCUCAAGGGUAUCUACUUAGCAUACACAGAAUACCUCGUUCGAAGAAGGGAGACAACGUUCCCUCGAAGACUGUUAUUUUACAUCAUGGAUUAUUCGCCAGUUCUGCAGAUUGGAUCCUCAACGGCCCCGAAAAAGGCUUAGCUUACAUGCUUGCUGAUGCUGGAUAUGACGUUUGGAUGCCUAAUAUAAGAGGCAACAAGUACUCCAGGGAGCAUGCCUGGUUGAAAACCGACUCCAAAUCCUACUGGAACUUUUCUUGGCACGACGUCGCUUUAUACGAUGUUCCCGCAAUUAUUGACUAUAUAAUUAAAAUGAAAGGUGAAGGCACUAAAAUUACAUACAUAGGACAUUCGAUGGGGACAACGAUUCUCUUUGCAAUGCUAACUUUACGUCCUGAUUAUAACAAGAUUCUGACCGCUGGUUUCGCUUUAGCGCCUGUAGUGUUCAUGAACGACAUGAAGUCUUCUUUGAAAUCAUUCGCACCUCUAGCCAGCAACGUCGCUUACAUGGAGAUGCUAUACGGGUCCCACGAGUUCAUUCCUAAGCACUCGGCGCUAGGCAGGAUAUCGACUUCUUGUAAAGCGGACAGCUUUGAUGCGGCGUACUGUAGAAACAUUAUCUUCUCCAUAUGUGGUUAUGAUGAAAAGCAGUUCAACAAGGAGCUCCUACCAGUAUUUCUGUCACACCUCGGCACUGGGACUUCGUGGAAGACAACGGUACACUUUGCCCAGCUGGUCACCUCGGAGAGGUUCCAACAGUUUGACUACGGAGCCAGUCAUAAUAAAAUUAUGUACGGGCGAGAAACGCCUCCCGAAUACGAUCUUAAGAAAGUUACUUUACCCAUAACAUUGUUUUGGUCGAAAAAUGAUUUAUUGUCAAGUGAAGCAGCGGUAAAUAUGUUGAAGGAGAGAUUACCGGCGACGACCGACUCGUACUUGGUGCCAAAUGAAGAAUUCAAUCACUUAGAUUAUUUAUGGGCUAUCGAUGCUCCUACGCUAUUGAACAACAAGAUUAUUGAAAAGCUCAAUGCCGUAUCUUCAAGUUAUGACUUUUAUUUCUCUAUAAAAACUGUAGGGAUAUGAAAUACCGAUGUUUCUAAAACUGUGCUUCAAG